CUCUCCCCCCAACGGCUAGUAUACUUUGCGUCAAACCCCAUUUUCAAGAGAACCAAUAAACCUUCCCAAACACCACGUUUUUUCAUUCAAGACCCAAAAUAAUACUCUCUUUAAUCAAAACCCCACAAAUCUCUCUCUCUCUCUCUUCAUUCAGAGAGCCAAGAAAUCAUCUUUACCAUUAAUCAAAACCUCAAGAAAAUCUUUCACAAUCUGAUCACAUAAAUUCAAACUCAUUAAUGGAUUCUACACCGCCUUCUCAUCGAUCCGAGCCCCGGUCCAGAUUAAAAUCAGCCUCCCGUCUUGCUCGUAUUUGUGAUUUCAACGUCGAGAGAGAAGAAUCUCCUCAUCUCUCUCUCGACCUCAUCCUAUCACCAACAACCAAGAAGACCCCAUCACCAUCCACAGGCACUGAGUCUCUGAGAAACUCCAACUCUCUUCCUAUUCACGAACUCUUGCUUCUUUCGCCUUCUCCGCGCCGAAAAUCCAAGACCCGUCUCACAGAUCGGCUUGAAAUGGCCGAGGAGCCCGUGGAGCCUAAUGGGUCUCGCCGGAGGUGCAAAAGCAGGGCGGCCCAGAUGGGUCUACUGGGCUGUGCCUCGCCAAGGAAUUCUCGGAGGUCAAGAAGGCGGUCGGAGAUUGAGAUUCGGGAAGAGAAAGAACCAAGCUUGGCGGAGGAGAUUGGAAAGCCAAGGAAGAGACGGCACAGCGGGCGGUCCAAGAAGGAGAAGCUGAGUUUGGUCCCUCUAAUGCCUUCCCCAAGUUCAUCUCCAAAAGCAGAAGAUGAGGAUGGAAACAAUCUUGAUCGAAUUGGGCAGAUGAUAACUGAUUUGAUUAUGUGGAGAGAUACUGCAAAGUCAACCCUUUGGUUUGGCUUAGGGACUAUUUGCUUCUUGUCGUCUUGUUUUGCUAGAGAAAUUAGCUUUAGCAUUUUCUCAGCAAUAUCCCAACUAGGACUUCUGUUUUUGGGCGCAUCAUUCUUCUCGAAUUCGAUCUCUCAGAGAAAUAAUAAUAUCGAAAAGAAGCGUGACUUUAAGCUUAAAGAAGAUGACAUUUUACGUCUUGGCAAGUUGAUACUUCCAGCCACAAAUCUUGCAAUUUCAAAGACAAGAGAGCUUUUCUCAGGAGAGCCAUCCAUGACCCUCAGAGUUGCUCCAUUCCUACUCUUAGGAGCUGAAUAUGGUCACCUUAUAACAAUAUGGCGGCUCUGCGCAAUUGGAUUUUUUAUGAGCUUCACUAUCCCAAAACUGUACUCAUGCUACUCCAUUCAGAUAAACCAAAAAGUUGAGUGUUUAAAAUGGUGGGUGUUGGAGGCAUGGGGUGCUUGUUCUCACAAGAAGAUAGUGGCUGCGUCAGCUGUCACUGCCUUUUGGAAUCUAUCUACUAUAAAAACCCGUAUUUUUACAGCGUUUAUAUCUCUGGUUAUACUCCGAUAUUGCCGGCAGCAUCUAGUGACAAAAUUGGAAGAAGGAGAAGCAGAAGAAGGGGAACAAGAGCAGCAGCAACAACAGCAGGCAUUGGUGGUGGUAGAAGCAGGUUGCCAAAAGUAGUACUUGGAGUCAUAUGAGGCGUCCAACCAAAAAGUAAAAACAAAAACAAAAACAGAAAGCACCAAUAUUUCUGUUCAUUUACUGCAUGGACAGAUGAGGCAUUUUGUAAAAUGUGACUCAUCCUUGUUCAAAAUGUAUAAAUAAAAAGAAUUUCUUCUUCUCCAAUCUUUCAUUCUGUCUGCUGAUGAUGUCCGAGAAGAGUAAGAUUAAAUUUCACUUGAAGGUACUUCUAAUUCAUUCAUUAAAAAAAAGUACAUGUAAUUGUUCUCCCAUCA
Molecule: messenger RNA, 1822 nt
Organism: Quercus robur (English oak)
Lineage: Eukaryota; Viridiplantae; Streptophyta; Magnoliopsida; Fagales; Fagaceae
Product: reticulon-like protein B17
Exons: 8
Coding region: 237-1547 (436 amino acids)
Source: RefSeq, a predicted model, not a curated record